UUCACUACGCUCCUUCUUCUGAUUCAGCUCACAGGAUCCGACCCGAUUACAGUCAAACCGGACCCUACCUUCGCUUGAUCCGAAUUCAGGGACUAAGCAGUUGGAGAGUAGUGAGGAAAAUAAAAAUGCAGCGAAUACCGGCUACAAUUGAGGAACAGUUGUUAUCAAAAGCAAUCAAAGAAGAAUGUCCAUGGGAGAAUCUUCCGAAACGGCUUCAAGCCACAUUAAAUUCCAGAGAAGAUUGGCACAGAAGGAUAAUUGAACAUUGCAUAAAGAAGAGACUCAUGUGGAAUACUUGCUUUGCUCGUAAAGUGUGUAGAGAAGCUGAAUACUAUGAAGAAAUGUUGCGGUAUCUCCGAAGGAACUUGGCGCUUUUUCCAUAUCACCUUGCCGAGUACGUUUGCCGUGUCAUGAGGGUGUCUCCUUUCAGAUACUACUGUGACAUGAUUUUUGAAGUCAUGAAAAAUGAACAACCCUAUGACAGCAUCCCAAAUUUUAGUGCUGCAGAUGCCUUACGGCUUACUGGAAUUGGAAGAAAUGAAUUUAUUGACAUCAUGAACAAGUGCAGAUCUAAGAAAAUUAUGUGGAAGCUAAACAAAUCAAUAGCGAAAGAACUAUUGCCUACACAACCAGUGGACUUUGUUAUUGAGCCAUGGUGGGGAGUUUGUCUUGUCAACUUUACCCUAGAAGAAUUCAAGAAACUGACUGAAGAAGAAACGGCAACAAUAGAUAAAAUCUGCAAGGAAGAAGCAAGCUCUUUCAUUCUUUUCGAUCCUGAAAUUGUAAAGGGGCUUCAUCGACGAGGACUAGUCUAUUUUGAUGUUCCUGUCUAUCCUGAUGAUCGUUUUAAAGUUUCAAGGCUCGAAGGAUUUGUAUCGAACCGAGAGCAGUCCUAUGAAGAUCCAAUUGAGGAGUUGCUGUAUGCUGUUUUUGUGGUUUCAAGUGAGAAUUCAACUGUUGCUGAAUUGGCUGCAACAUUACAGGCCGAUCUUUCUCAACUUCAAGCAGCUGCAUCUUUUGCUUGCCGAUUGGGUUGGGCUGUCAAACUAAUAGACCCAGCAUCUAUUCUGCAAGACCUUAAUGUUCCAGGGUCACCUAAGAGCCUUCUGAGUGACGAGGAAGAUGGUUCUCGUGCCAGCUUGGGCUCGGCAAACGUGUCCGCUGAUGGCAGUCCUUUUCAGCAAGUAGACAUUCCAUGGACAGAAAAUAAUAGCAGGACUUCUGGUUAUGCUCGGGUUGCUUUUCUUGUUGAUGCUAAUAUAACCUCUUAUCUUAUGAUGGGAUCUGUAUCACCAGGUCUAAAAUCCCAUGCGGUGACUUUGUAUGAAGCGGGAAAACUAGGUCAUGCUAGUAUAGCAGAUCUUUGUAAAGAUUUGGGCACACUCGAGGGGACAAAAUUUGAAGGUGAACUGCAAGAGUUUGCCAAUCAUGCGUUUAGCCUUCGGUGCGUCCUGGAAUGUCUAACAUCAGGUGGGGUUCCAGCUGAAGAAAUAGAAAAGACCGGCACUAUGUCUUCAAGAAGUGAGGAUGCUAAUUCAAUGGCAAAGGAUAUUUCAUUGUCUGAAAAAUCAGAAGAUAACCCUAAAGAUAUGUCUGAGCUAAAUGAUGAAGAUUUGCUAAAUUCUGUAACACCCAAAGUGCCUAAGAAUGAAGAAAUUCUAUCAGGAACAAAAUCUGAAGAAACAAAUCAAUCAUACUGGGAGUUAAAACAGGAGAUCAGUUCUGAGACUGAUGAGAAAUCAGUAUCUGCUGACAACUUAGAUGCUGAUAAAGUGGUGAAGAAACAGAUAAAAUACCGCGUGGAUAUACUCCGCUGUGAAAGCUUGGCUGCUCUGUCACCGGCUACUUUAGAUCGUCUGUUUCUGCGUGACUAUGACAUCGUCGUAUCCAUGGUUCCCCUUCCCCCUUCUUCAGUUUUGCCUGGACCAAAAGGCCCCGUUCAUUUUGGACCUCCCUCCCAUUCGUCUAUGACACCCUGGAUGAAAUUGGUGCUAUAUUCUGCUACAGCUUUUGGACCUCUAUCAGUUGUUCUGAUGAAAGGUCACGUGUUAAGAAUGCUUCCUGCGCCAUUAGCUGGCUGUGAGAAAGCACUUCUAUGGUCAUGGGAUGGAUCUUCCAUUGGAGGUUUGGGAGGGAAGCCUGAAGGGAAUUUGGUAAAAGGAAGUAUACUUUUACAUUGUAUAAACUCACUAAUCAAGCAUUCUGCUGUCCUUGUGCUUCCCCUCAGCAGAUAUGAUCUUGAUGAGGCAGGAAAAGUUGUUACUUUGGAUAUUCCCCUGCCCUUGAAGAACUCUGACGGUUCAACAGCUCAAGUAGCAGAGGAACUAGGAUUGUCCUCCAAAGAAACUUCCAAUCUGAAUUCGCUAUUAGCUUGUCUGUCUAACAAACUUAAUUUUUGGACUAUUGGUUUUAUUCGCCUGUUAAGACUUUACAAAGAUAGAGUCCAAGAAAAUAGUGCACCUGAUGAUGAGAAGUAUGAAUGGGUUCCACUAAGUGUAGAAUUUGGUAUUCCACUGUUUAGUCCAAAGUUGUGCAAUAGUAUAUGCAAGAGAUUAGUUUCAUCACAACUACUCCAAACAGAUUUAUUUGGAGAGCACCAUGAUGCAAUGCAAGAGUUAAGAAAGAAAUUGCGAGAUGUUUGUGCUGAGUAUCAGGCCACAGGUCCAACAGCGAAGCUCCUUUACCAGAAAGAGCAGCCAAAGGAAUCAUCCCGGCAUCUUAUGACCUAUGCAAGUGGAAGGUGGAACCCCAUUGUUGAUCCUUCUUCUCCUAUUUCUGGUGUCUCUAGCGAACACCACAGACUAAAACUUGCCCAUCGACAGCGAUCUCGAACAGAAGUUCUGAGUUUUGAUGGCAAUAUUCUGAGAUCAUAUGCUCUGACCCCCGUUUACGAGGCUGCCACCAGGCCGGUUGAGGAAUCUCCCUCAGUAACUACUGCUAAGGUUGAAAAAGAUGAUGCUGAGAAUAAAGAAGAGAUUUAUCCUGGUGUAAACCUUCUAUUUGAUGGAUCUGAGCUGCGUCCAUUUGAGAUAGGUUCUUGUUUGCAGGCUCGUCAACCUGUGUCUUUAAUUGCUGAGGCCUCUGCAACAUCUGCUAUUUUUUCAGUCAAAUAGGGUUAACAAGGGAUAUCUUCAAUGUUUAUGUAAGAAAGAAGUGCUCUAGUGACCAAAUUUUCGAGAGUAUCAUUGGCUACCGGACCGUGCUUUGCUAUUGUCUGUCCUUACAUUGACUUGAUGACAACAUGGGAAGGUAUUGAGAUGGUGCUUUCAAUUUGCGGGGUUGAUGCGGGUAUUAUGGUGAGGAAUUCUGUUAUUUUGUAGAAGAGAAAACCAUGUGUACUCAUAGAUGGAGCUAUGGUCACAAAUUAGUCAAGCAACAAAGAGCUGUCGAUUCCAAUAUUGCACAUAAGAAAAGAAUGAAAUGAAAGGUGAAAAAAUCAAACAGUUGUAUAAUGUAUACUAUGAAAUUAAGGCUUUUGCAUAAUGAGGAACUAAACGAAGAUGUUGCUGAUGUGCCACAUUUAUUUCCUUGUGUAUCUACUGCUAUCUGAACAUCUCAUCAGCUGAGCAUUGAUGUUUAAGGCUCCAUUUUUAUUCAAAGGAGCUCGGAGAAACUAAGUUUUGAACAUUUGAUAUGGUGUAAUUAAGAAAAAAAAGUUAAACAUUCAAGGAUUGUCAAACGAAGUUGCGAUUGCAAAUAUUUUGCGUUUUGCCUUUUGGUUUUAUGGAAAACAAUGUGUAAAUGGUUUUGAGAGAAAUUUUUGUGGAUGAAUUGUGGUAUUUAGUUUUAUGGAAAAGAAAACAAUUAUUGUCUGAA
This is a messenger RNA of Lycium ferocissimum, 3816 nucleotides long. RefSeq lists its product as uncharacterized. The record is from RefSeq and is a predicted model, not a curated record. The transcript has 12 exons. NCBI's taxonomy places the organism in Eukaryota, Viridiplantae, Streptophyta, Magnoliopsida, Solanales, Solanaceae. Bases 126 to 3113 code for a protein of 995 amino acids.